CAUGCCCGCUAACCUGACUUGGCGUCAGCUGACCAGAGGUCAGUGUGUGGAUCUGUCCACUCAGCAACUCAGUCACCUAGCUCCAGUGCACGGUCACGUGUCGCAGCCAGCCCACAGCACGAGGGCAGCCGCCCUCUGGUCUGAGAUCCUCAGUCACCGUCCGUUGCUUGUAGCAGACCAGCACAGACGCCUCCAAAUUCAUUUAAGCCAUCGACACGUGAUCGAACGUCACGUUUUCAUCCUACUUCAUCAGCUGGACUGAUUACACCUGAAAACCUACAUAAAUAAAACCCUGAUUCCCACGUGUAAUCUACCCGGCGUACAAUUCAAACGACAGUUAAUGUACACACGCCACCUACCUAUAAAUACUCAGCUAAUCACACGUGGCAAAUAAAGGCCAAACCUUAGGAAAGUACCUUCUGGUGGUGAAAUAAGUGUCAGAGGGAUGCUCCGCGUGCCGUCACCCUCCACCGACUCAGAGGAGCGCUCCAGCUAACGACCAAUGGCAGAUGAGUGCAUAAUGAGUGCGUGCUGACGCCACAGCCCAUUCCACCAAUCAGCGCGCGCCUCGCUGCCCUGCCCGCCGCGCCAGGUUCCAGAAGGAUGCCCGACACAAGGCGCACGUGCGGUUAUCUGUGCGCGUGCUCACGCAGCUUUCUCAGUCUGCCUUCAACCUUCCAGAGGCAAACAUCGGUGUCUGCGCCACCCUUUCCACGGACUGUGUGUCACCGACACUGACAACAGUGUGACAAGCCCACAACCGUCCUGUCAUUCCUAGUGUGCAGUGACGUCAAGAUUGUGCUGUUUGUUGUUGUCAGGAAGUUUACAGUACAUAACAAUUAGCGAGGAUAAUGUGAUAGUAGUCACACGCUCUCUCAGUCGUUACAUGGCGCUGUCUCUAACUGAUCUCACCACUGACCUACAGGACUACACCAUGUUCGAGGUGCCUGAGAACACGUCAGUACUCACAACGGACAGCAUGGUAUACAGCCACGUCAUCAGCGCCAUCCAUUCACAGGUGGCCCUCUACGCAGCGGUGUCUCUCAUGGGCAUUGUCAUCGUGGUGGGCUGUAUAGGUAACAUCCUGGUCAUCGUGGCUGUGCGGACCACCAAAAAGCUACAGACCGUGUCCAACGCCUUCGUAGUCAACCUCAGCGUGUGCGACCUCCUCUUUGUCACGGUCGUCCUUCCCUUCAACAUCUAUACAUAUGUCGUGGACGGCUGGCACCUGCCCCAACAGCUCUGCAAAUUCGUCGGUUUUCUAGGCUAUACUCUCACAGGUACGACCAUCAUGACCAUCACGCUGAUUGCGUGGAACCGCUACAAGCUGAUCGUUGACCUGACAAGCUACCGCCGCCUCUUCGUGGCACGGCGUAUCGCCGCCAUGUUGGCGGUGGCCUGGGUGUUGCCUGUUACCUGCCUGACGCCGGCACUGCUCGAGGUGUGGGGCCACUUCGGCUAUGUUGCCAUGAUGGUGACAUGCAACCUGCUGCUGGACCACGACAGCCAGUCAUUCAAACUCUUUCUCCUUAUCGUGCGCGCCGCCAUCCCCUGCAUGCUCAUCCUCUACUUCUACCUCAGCAUCUACCGUACUACCAAAGCUUCUCACCGCCGCGUACGGCAGGGACGGCUACUCUCGCACGACCGCCACCUAGACCAGCACAUCCAGCGCAAGGAAAUGCACCUGACAAAAAUGAUGGCCACCAUCUUUCUCGUCUUCGCUCUCUCCUACUUCCCUUGCACCAUCUCCAGCAUUGUGGACUGGAAUACCGUGCUAUCCAAGCGCUUUCACAUGUUCUGCCUCAUCACCGUGUACGUGGGCAGCGCUGUCAACCCGCUCAUCUACGGCCUCAUGAACUCGCAGUUCCGCCGCGCCUAUUACAGCAUCCUCCUCUGUCGCUGCCGCACGUGCGGCGAGGAGAAAAGCUUGUAUCCCUCCCUGAGUGUUACGACUCUGCCCCCAAACAGGAGCUCGCAGAGGAGGGAGAUGGUAGCAGACCAACAGUGGUGCAACGAGAACACCUACAGUGACCCUACGCCCAUGUCGUCGCCAGAGAGUCGCACGCGCAAAUACCGCGUGCUUCAUCGCACGGAGACUGAAAAAACCUACGUGGACUCGGACUCCUGCAAGCGGGUUGGCGACAGCGACACACUCAAUGAGUAGAACACACGGACUCUCGUGUAGACAGAAUGUGUUGUCUCCGAAAAACUGCGCUGUGUGCAUUCACGUACAAACACGGAAUGCACAGAAAAAUUACACUUUCAGCGCAUAACAAAAGACACGAUGGUGCUUUCAUGAGGUUGAAAAACCCUCAAAAACAAAACAAGCAAAUCUGGAGACUACUGGAGAAAUACUUUUCCAACGUUUUCCCACAACUUGAAGUCUUUUCAAAGCAAACACAACACAAACAUUUGGUGUAUUUUGCGACAAAUUGUAUUAAGCCUCGAUACUUUUUUUUGGUUGUGUUAAACUGCCGAUAAAGUUACAAAAGCUAACCUGAUACCAUUUGUGCUUUCAUCAAGACCAUAAGGGUUUUCACAACUGUCUUCGUGUGUGUGAUGCUCAGUUUGCGAAGUAUUAAACAAACCUGUUAUUAGCUCAGACCCUUUGUUAUUGUUACCACCGCCUGGUAAAGCUCUUGGUUCUUCAUCUUCAUUGAUCAGCGUAAUGGCAAAAAUAAAGUCACAAGGACAAGCACUGCUCGAAGUGAUGAUGGCAAAGCUGUGAUAUACAUGUAUAUUCCGGGAUGGGUGCAGAGUUUCUGUACUUGAAAAUGGGGAUGGGACAGAAAAACUUGACAAGUGUUCUUCAAAUCACGUUAAAUUCUUCGCAAUUUGUGCGCAAAUCUUUACAGCGAACUGUGCGACUGCAUGAAUGUCUGCGAGUGCAGCGUGUGUAUGGUUAUUUGAAUGAAAAGUCUGGAACAAUGGCAACUCUCAUGCCUCAUCUUCAAUCUGAAAACAAACUUUGGCGGGGUCAGAGUAAAACGUUCCAAAAUGGCGAAGUCAUUCAACAUCGUGCUGUGAUCGGACCAUAUCUGUAUCCCAUCCCACCUUCACUGCCUGAAGUGCUUGCUUUGUAGACAGCGGCUGUCUUUCUUCAAUGAAAUAAAAGCUACCAAACAUGCAGCUUUGUUACGAACGCCCAGUACUUUUGUGAAUGGACCUUGUGUGAAGGGUAAGAGAAGAGAGUCUUGAUGUGUGUGUGUGGCGGGGUGGUAUGCUGCAGGCUGCGUGUGAAGUUCUCACUACCUGCAUGUCUCGCAACGCUAAUGCAAAUGCGCUCGACGAGUCAUUUUUCACCUUGUACUAUAUAAGGUACAACCGAUCGUCCCCAAAUUUUCACCGAAUCAUCACCAACACAGAACGUGUUCCUGUCGACCCUGACGUCUAUCUACAUGUGCAUGACACGCGGAAAACCAAAAAGAAUUCACGCUCGUGAAGCUCGAUUAACGCAGGUCUAACCCAGUCUCUGAAGCGUCACACCACAAACAGCACCGUGGCCACUCCAUCUGCACAGCGACGGAAGUUCGACUGCACUUGUUUCUAAACUUUUUCAUAGAAACAAGUUUGUAAACGUUUAGCCACAAGCAACGUUAAAUGUGGGUUUUCUCUGAACUGGCGCACAGAAUUUUUGUUGUGUUUUUGCAAAAAAAAAAAAAAAAAACCAACAACAAACAAACAAACAAACAAACAGCAACCGUUUAGGAAGAAUUCGUAUUCUCUAAAUGCUCUUCUCGUCAUGGCCUGUCGAGUCGUGUGAUGAUCGUUUUACAUAUCCCCAUGUAAACAGUGCACGUCACGUUCACAACUCGUUAGUCAUUAAUCUAAAUAGUCAACAACUUAUUCAGUAGUUCUGCUCGCACCAUGUAUCAAAAGUUUUUUCUUUUGUUGCCUAUGCUUUGGAGCCGCAAUGUUUAUACGAAUGUGCUGAUGGGAAUUUAGUUUUAAAAAUUGUAAAAUGCGCUGUUCAACAAGUUCAGAAGCUUUCUCUAACCUAUUUUAAAGAAACAGCUUAGACCUAAACAUGACAGGUAGAUGCGUAUUAGCCAUCAGGCACUAGUUAGCAAAAGCAGAAAUAUGUAAACGACGGCCGUUUAGAAUUAAGGAUAAUCGAAUUCAUGGAACACAAAAUCGUCAUUAAUACUUCAAACAAAUAAUUUGAUCAGCAGAUUAACCGACCGUUAGUCAUCGCUCACGCAAGUCUCUGAUACACAGAAAGGGAAGUAACCAUCUACUGGAACAAAACCAGCGCCGUGGUAGGCGUGCGAUGGACAUCAGAACCUCACUUGUAUUCAAGUGCACGUUAUGUACUGCACAGCUAAAAAACAAUCUAACACGUUCUACAGCCCUCUAUGUCUCUAGUGGGUAGCUUUUAAUAAUCUCGCACUUUUUUGUAACACGGACAUUUGGAAAACUGUGCCAGGGUAACAAACUCUUAAUGCCCCCCUCAAAAUAACACAGGUUGCGUCCCUUGCAAUCAUCAACAUGGUCAAACACUUAAAUAUCUGCCAUGUGCUGAAAACUACACGACA
Pomacea canaliculata is the source of this 4535-nucleotide messenger RNA. Its product is annotated as G-protein coupled receptor moody-like. The record is from RefSeq and is a predicted model, not a curated record. Bases 887 to 2164 code for a protein of 425 amino acids. Gene Ontology annotation, biological process: G protein-coupled receptor signaling pathway. The transcript has 3 exons. Gene Ontology annotation, cellular component: membrane. Gene Ontology annotation, molecular function: G protein-coupled receptor activity. NCBI's taxonomy places the organism in Eukaryota, Metazoa, Mollusca, Gastropoda, Architaenioglossa, Ampullariidae.